AUGGUGCUGAGAGAGGUGAUUACAAAGGACCAUGAACGGGGCGAAAUUCUUUGGUCGAAACUGAGUGAACGAUGCAGGAAAGAGGUGCAUAUGCUGAGAGCAUCGAGUUUCACGCGAACCGGACCACCGACCCAAUUACCAACUGAAAGGUGUGGGUUUAUUCCGAGUUUGAAAUAUUACAUUUUAUUGUUUACAUUUGAUUUUUUUGAAGUAAGACAAAAAUGA
This is a messenger RNA of Anisakis simplex (herring worm), 225 nucleotides long. Lineage: Eukaryota; Metazoa; Nematoda; Chromadorea; Rhabditida; Anisakidae. The record is from the annotation of a GenBank genome assembly.